Molecule: messenger RNA, 1368 nt
Organism: Lodderomyces margitis
Lineage: Eukaryota; Fungi; Ascomycota; Pichiomycetes; Serinales; Debaryomycetaceae
Gene: ERG13
Product: hydroxymethylglutaryl-CoA synthase
Exons: 1
Coding region: 1-1368 (455 amino acids)
Biological process (GO): acetyl-CoA metabolic process; ergosterol biosynthetic process
Molecular function (GO): hydroxymethylglutaryl-CoA synthase activity
Source: RefSeq, a predicted model, not a curated record
AUGAUGACUAAAUCCCCACAAAACAUUGGUAUCAAAGGUAUCGAAGUAUACAUUCCUGGUCAAGCAGUCAAUCAAGCUGAAUUGGAAAAAUUUGAUGGUAUUCCACAAGGUAAAUACACCAUUGGAUUAGGACAAACCAAUAUGGCAUUUGUCAAUGAUACUGAAGAUAUCUACUCCAUCAGUUUAACCGUUUUGUCUAACUUGCUUUCCCACUAUUCCAUCAACCCUGACCAUGUUGGUAGAUUAGAAGUUGGUACUGAAACUUUAUUGGAUAAAUCCAAGUCAGUUAAGUCAGUCUUGAUGCAAUUAUUUGGUGACAACUCUGAUAUUGAAGGGGUUGACACUGUCAAUGCAUGCUAUGGUGGUACUUCAGCCGUGAUCAACGCCAUUAAUUGGAUUGAAAGUUCCAGUUGGGAUGGUAGAGAUGCCAUUGUUGUUGCAGGAGAUAUUGCCAUUUACGACAAGGGUGCUGCUAGACCAACAGGUGGAGUUGGUGCUGUUGCCUUGUGGAUUGGUCCUGAUGCUCCUAUUGUUUUCGAUUCAAUUAGAGGUUCAUUUAUGGAGCAUGCUUAUGAUUUUUAUAAACCUGACUUCACUAGUGAAUACCCAACUGUUGAUGGACACUUUUCCUUGAGCUGUUAUGUUAAGGCCAUUGAUAAUUGUUACAAAAGCUACUCUCGCAAAGUUACUGGUGAUAAAAAUAAGACAGUGGGUUUAUUUGAUCAUUUCGAUUACAAUGCAUUCCAUGUCCCAACUUGUAAAUUAGUCACCAAGAGUUAUGCCAGAUUGUUGUAUAAUGACUACAAAUCCAAUCCACAAAAGUUUGCUGAUUUAAUUGAUGAGCAAACAAGACAACACAUCGAUGCAUUAUCUUAUCAAGAUUCAUUGACUGAUAAAGUCUUGGAAAAGACGUUUGUCAACUUGGCCAAAGAACAAACCAAGGCCCGUGUUGACCCAGCAUUGAAAGUGCCUACAAAUACUGGAAACAUGUAUACCGCAUCAGCCUGGGUUUCCCUUGCAUCAGCCAUCUACUACACUGCAACCAAAGGCGAUGGUGCAUCCAGUUUAUUAAACAAAAGAAUUGGUAUCUUCUCCUAUGGAUCAGGCUUAGCCUCAACUUUGUUAUCGGUGGUAAUAAAGGGAGACGUGUCGCCAAUUAUCAAGGUAUUAAAUUUCGACUACAAAUUAGGCGAAGGACGUAAAAUUGCAUCUCCACAAGCUUAUGUUGAUGCAAUUGGUCUUAGAGAAGAUGCUCAUUUGCAAAAGAAUUUUAAACCUAAAGGAUCCAUUGAAAAUUUACCUGCUGGAACUUAUUAUUUAUUGGAAGUUGAUGAUAAAUAUAGAAGAAAAUAUGGUAUAAAAGAAUAA